Messenger RNA from Paramisgurnus dabryanus, 4628 nucleotides. RefSeq names its product jade family PHD finger 1 (gene jade1). Gene Ontology annotation, biological process: regulation of transcription by RNA polymerase II. The record is from RefSeq and is a predicted model, not a curated record. Gene Ontology annotation, cellular component: histone acetyltransferase complex. NCBI's taxonomy places the organism in Eukaryota, Metazoa, Chordata, Actinopteri, Cypriniformes, Cobitidae.
AAAGCAGAGAUGGGUUUAUUUUCGUACAUGUGUGGGUGCAGUGUUAUCCAGGAUUUCCGCGAGCUCUUCAUGCAGAUGAUCCGGUGCAGUAGCACGUCAUUAAAAUGGCGCCAAACGAUAUAGUUCAGCAGGUUCAGAUGCUGCCCCGAAUAAAUGUUUACAUCUAUUUGGCCUCUUUUUGAAUUGUUAUAAACCCUUGGUAUGGUUUGUUUUAUGUUUGGUAACGUUAGUUACUUUGAAUCGCUUAAACUGUGGGCCCUGGUUACUUGUGUAAGCAGCGCGUGCACGUUUGUGUGUUCCAGCGUCAUAUCGCAAAUUCGGCGCGCGCGUCCUGGCCUGGCGGCGUAUGUUAUUUAAUCGAAAAGUUUUGACGUUGAACAAGUACAUAGCAUUUUACGAGUGUCCACAUUUUGCAUAACUCACUUAAAUGAUUGAAUUAUGUUAACAUUUUGUGGGGUGGGUUGGAUUUAUAGGUGAUUCUGUCCCGCGUGUCACGAACUGGGCUGGUGCGAAUUUAGUUUUGCCAGAUGUAAAAAAAAAUAGCGAUAUUGCAUAAUAUUAUAUAAUCACGCGUGUUCAAUGCUUUAAGUGAUUUCCAGUUACGGUUAUAUAUAUUCGUGAAAAAUUUUUCGGAUCGAACGACUAUGCCCAAAGCAUAGUCUUUAUAAUUAAGGUCGUUCUUAAAAUUAAACAACAUCACAUUCACGAACAGUAUGCAAACGUGAUUGUUUGACAAGCAUUGUAAAUUGAUUGUGGUAAAUAGAAGUGUACGUGUUAAUAUUUUUGUUGUCAAUUUUGAACCGGCAUUGAAAUGGACAGCCAUUUUACGUUAAGGGGCGUGGUCUGCCGUUGCAUGGGGAGUUUGUACUGCUGUUUAUGUAGAAAGAAACGUGUUGUUGUUACUGAAAUGCGUGUUAAUUGGUGAAAUAUUUGAUCUGUGCCAAAUAUAUUAACAUCUGCUGAGGGUCCGUGCCCAUUCUUUAAACAAAACAAAAGUGGCACGUUCCGUUGAAAUAUUUCUGGAUCACUUGAAGGCCACGGCAGCUGAUGAUGAAGCGAAGCCGUGUCCCGAGCACCAGUGAGGAUUCAGACAAUGGAAGUAACACAUCCUGGUCUCAACACUCCAACUCCAAGCACAGGAAACAGAAUGGAAAGAGACCGUCAGAGGUGUUCAGGACAGACCUAAUAACUGCUAUGAAGCUUCAUGACUCAUACCAACUGAAUCCGGAAGAUUAUUAUGAGCUGGCCGAUCCCUGGCGACAGGAAUGGGAGAAAGGAGUUCAAGUCCCUGUCAGCCCUGAAUCCAUUCCGCAACCUAAAGUGCGUGCAUUAGCUGAGAAAUGCCCUGCCGCCCUGUUCAUCAAACCGAAGAAGCUGAUUCGCUCUUCUGAGUCAAGCAUGCUGGGGUAUGUGGGUAUUCAAACGCUAGCUGAUGGCAUGUGCCGAUAUGACCUGAAUGAAGAAGAUGUCGCUUGGCUGGAGAUCGCUAAUGAGGAGUUCAGUAAGAUGGGUAUGCAAUCCCUGGAUGAGCUGACUAUGGAGCGGGUCAUGGAGGAGUUCGAAAGGCGUUGCUAUGACAACAUGAGUCACGCCAUGGAGACCGAAGAGGGACUCGGAAUCGAAUACGAUGAAGAUGUGGUCUGUGACGUCUGUCAAUCACCCGACGGCGAGGACGGAAACGAGAUGGUGUUUUGUGACAAGUGCAACAUAUGCGUGCACCAGGCGUGUUACGGUAUACUGAAGGUUCCGGAGGGCAGCUGGCUUUGCCGUACUUGUGCGCUGGGCAUCUUUCCCAAAUGCCAUCUGUGCCCGAAGAAAGGCGGAGCUAUGAAACCCACCCGCAGCGGGACUAAGUGGGUGCACGUUAGCUGUGCUCUCUGGAUACCAGAAGUAAGCAUUGGUAACCCUGAGAAGAUGGAGCCUAUCACUAAUGUGUCUCAUAUACCCAGCAACAGAUGGGCAUUAAUAUGCUGUCUGUGUAAAGAGAAAACCGGAGCUUGUAUACAGUGUUCUGCCAAAAGUUGCCGCGUGGCUUUUCACGUAACCUGUGGACUACAUUAUGGUUUGAAGAUGAACACAAUCCUCACCGAGGCGGACGAAGUCAAGUUUAAAUCCUUUUGUCCCAAGCACUCAGGCAUGGACUGGAGUGAAGAUGAUGAAGUUAGACCAUUGAAGAUGCAGAGUGGGAGAAACAGGGGGGUCAAUGUCUCUUCCGAACCCGGAGGCGCGCAAAACCAAGAAGAGACGAGAGUCAGCGAGCGAAAGCUUCGAGUCCAGCAACUCGAAGAUGAGUUUUAUCGCUUCGUCGCUGCCGAUGAGGUUGCCGAACACCUUCAGUUACCCCUGGAAAUGGUGGACUUUUUGUUCCAAUACUGGAAGUUGAAAAGAAAGGUCAACUUUAACCAGCCACUCAUAAUGCCAAAGAAAGAAGAAGAAGACAGCCUUGCCCGACGGGAACAGGAAGUUCUUUUGCGUCGACUCCGCCUUUUUACCCAUUUAAGACAAGAUCUAGAGCGGGUACGCAAUUUGACGUACAUGGUCAGUCGUCGGGAGAGGAUAAAACGAACCGUUUGUCGAGUACAGGAGCAGAUCUUUCACCAUCACAUCCGACUGCUGGAGCAGGGACGGGUCGCCGGCAUAUCUUCUACAAGACGUUUGGAGGAGGCUAUGUUUUAUUUCCGGGCAGCACCUCCAGCAUCCCCGCAACCUCUGAAAGGUCACCGUGGGCAGAAUAGUGUACUGGGCUCCGCGGUUCAGACUUACGAGAAGGGAAGCAACCAUUACAGAAACUCAAAACAUCCCUCAGUUAAUAUAGAAACAAGCAAGCAUGCAAAAAUGACCAGACUGGAGGGCUUGAUCACGGACAAUUCUGAAGAGGUCGUUGAUUCGACCUCUGGAGGUUGUAUGAUUUUGAGAAAUGAGACAGCUACAGUGAAACGUUCGGAGGGCAGGCUGAGGGGGAGCACGGCCAUCGAGUCCCAGAGAAAUGAUAAUGAUGAGACUGAGCGCCCCCUAGAGGACAGGAGGCGGAGAAACAAGCUAUGGGAACAGACUGUGUCUGUGAAAGAUAAGCUGCGGCGGUGCAAGCUCCUGGAGGAUUCGGGGAAAAAUGAGGCAGAGGAAAACGAUUCAAAUGACAAUGGAUCGCCAAGAAAGACAAACGCAAGCCAGCAUCAAGGAAAACUUGUGCCAAAUGGAACAUCUAGUCGGCAUCUGAAAAACUGGGGCAGUUUCAGAAUUCCCAAAAGAAGUGAGAAAACAGCGGGGGGUAAAGAUGGACAGGAAGGAAGUGAGGUGGAAGAGCCUCCGCUUAGAACCCGGCUAAGAACAGGGAGUGAGAACAGAAGUCACGUGAAAGAGUCUGAGCUUGGCCAAUCAGAGCAGGGGAAAAGGUGUCACACCCAAAGACUACGAAGUCAUGAUCCAAUGACAAGACGUUACGGUUCCAAUGUAAUCCAACGUGGAGUACUUGCAUCGUGAAUUUUGUAUCUAACAUCUAUUCCAUGUGUUUAAAACAAAUAUAUAUAUAUUAUUUUUCCCUUAAUUUGCUCUCCAAUGAAGGCAGAACUUGGUGGAAUGAUAUUUAUUUUUCUAUUCUGUAAUUUAUCUGCUAUCGCUGAAAAUUAAUUUUGCGUGUAUGUUAACUCUUUGAUAUAAUGCUUCCGCUUUAGUGUGCAAAGCAUACAUGGAGAGACCAAACGACUGGCUGAUGAAUAUCUUCCUUAUUUUGAGUUUAACCCUUUAAAUCAGGUGAAAUUAACUGGCACAAUUUUCAAUUACGAGCACUUAGAAAGUUACCAGCAAGAAAAAUAAUUUUGUAUGGCCCGGCUGUCUUAAGUCCCCUUGAAAUACUGCACUUAACUUAAGCACUUAAUUAUCUGACGUUUAACAAGUGUCCAAAAGUUAGGUUUGGUUUCAUUCAUUUCUCAGUAUUCUAUUAAGUUAAAGGCCAUGAUGUGUUGCAUAUGUGACGUGUGCCAUAAUAAAUCUGGCACCUUUUACUUCUCAGGUAAAAUCUGCUAUGUAUUUGUACUUUUAUUUAUAGUGUCAUGUUUCUUUUUUUCUCUUUAUCAAAUGAACCAAGCUUAUAAAAGGUCAAUGCCUUAUGUACUCUCUUUGAUCAUGAAGUAAUACAGAAACCCCUCAAACUCUUAUCCGUUAACAAUAUUCUUCAGCAAUAGAUGGACGCUGUAGAUUCAGACUAAUCCACUUUCUGUAAGAUUUUUGAGGACUGCUUCGAUCAGGUACGUUUAACAAUCAUUUACAUAUAAUAUCCAUGGCCUGUAAUUCACUUUUGCACUCAAUAUUAAACAAUAACACUAUAAUUGUUUGAAUAAAGAAAGGACUAAUCUUCUUGGUUGCCUUGGAGCAGUACUAAAAUUAUUUCCUUUUUGGCUAUAAUUGUUUUGUUUUUUGGGCAAAUUGUGAGUUGAUCUCUUGUGCCUGAGCGUGUUUGUGUUUUUGUCGAGAUAUUGCACUAGAAAGAUAGCCAGAGAGCUUGCUAUAACUGUUCUCAAAGUAUUUCUACAUGUUUAUAUAAACGAACGCUGCUGUAUUUUUCUCCGUUCUGUUUCUUGUAUUCUUAUGCAAUACUUAAGUUUUGUUGUGAAUAAAUUUUCUCAAAGUUA